This is a messenger RNA of Neolamprologus brichardi, 283 nucleotides long. RefSeq names its product oligosaccharyltransferase complex subunit 4 (non-catalytic) (gene ost4). The record is from RefSeq and is a predicted model, not a curated record. Gene Ontology annotation, cellular component: oligosaccharyltransferase complex. Lineage: Eukaryota; Metazoa; Chordata; Actinopteri; Cichliformes; Cichlidae.
GAAAAUAAUGGUGACAGACGUGCAGCUGGCCAUAUUUGCCAACAUGCUUGGCGUCUCCUUGUUCUUGCUAGUGGUGUUAUACCACUACGUUGCUGUGAAUAACCCCAAGAAGCAGGAGUAGAGUUGUACAGUAUGACUGCAGAGGUCAGUGAGAUGAGAUGGACAUCAAAACCACCACCUUGAUUACAUCAUUCCCCUCAUCAUCUCCUCUUUCUAAGAGGUGUAAUUUCUGUUUGCACAAGGAUCUUUUUUUCUUUUUCUAAUAAACAUGUUUGAAUUUGAA